Messenger RNA from Alexandromys fortis (reed vole), 3429 nucleotides. RefSeq names its product lysine acetyltransferase 8 (gene Kat8). The transcript is spliced from 9 exons. Gene Ontology annotation, biological process: positive regulation of transcription by RNA polymerase II; negative regulation of DNA-templated transcription. NCBI's taxonomy places the organism in Eukaryota, Metazoa, Chordata, Mammalia, Rodentia, Cricetidae. Gene Ontology annotation, cellular component: MSL complex; chromatin. Gene Ontology annotation, molecular function: histone H4K16 acetyltransferase activity; transcription coregulator activity. Bases 2393 to 3295 code for a protein of 300 amino acids. The record is from RefSeq and is a predicted model, not a curated record.
AGAGAGCAAGUUCCAGGACAGGCUCCAAAGCUACACAGAGAAACCCUGUCUCAAAAAAAAAAGGGGGGGGGAUUUCAUUAGGAAGUACAGCCAGCCCCAACCAUGGUUUUGAUACAUUCAACAAAUGUAUCCGAAACCAAGAUUCUUCUUUUAAAAAGACUAUACAUAUGUACCUAUAUAUAAAUAGAUUUAAAUAUAAAUAUAAAAUUAAAUAUGUGCUUUUUUUUUCCCUGUUGUGGGUGUGGAUUGGGGUAUGUGUGCUGUGAUUUGAGAAUGUAGAGGCUGGAGAGCAAGUCCUCUCCUACCUUGAAGUAGAUUCCGGGGCUCAAGCCUAGGUCUCUAGGCUCACACUGCUCACACCAGCACUCGCUGAGCCAUCUCAAUGGCCCUCUUUGUAGCCAGGGGGCCUGACUUCCUACAUAGCCAAGGCUGCUCUUGACCUGAUUCUCCUGUGCCUGCCUCCCUAGUGCUAGGCUUGCAGGUGAGUGAUCACGCCUGGCUCUCUUAGUCUUGGGUCUGAGUAGCCCAGGCUGGCCUUGACUGUUCCUGGGGGAUUGUGUUCCUCCCAUUCUGAAGCUCCUUUUCUUUUUCUGUUCCUCUUCCUUUCUGUUUUUAAGUUUGACAGUUGUAUUGGAGUUUAAAAGAAAGCCCCGAAGGCAGGCAGAGUGUAAAGUUUAGGAAAACAAUCUGUGCCUUUAAAAGUGGCACAGAGGUCAGAUACGUGGUGGAUUGUCAGCUACUUGGCAGGGAGCCAAGUUUUAGAGGCUUUAGAGACGUAAGGAAGCUCACAGUAUUGGGGAGAAACCCAAAUUGUUAAGGAAAGUAUGUUUAGAGAAAAGACAGAGGAAAGAAAGCCAAGGAAAAGUUACAUUUUUCUGACUAAUUCAGUCCUGCAUCAAUGUCAGAGCCAAGGCCGAGUAGCAGCCGUGAGCCGGGUCAGUUCUGCCUUUCCUGUUCUUGGUGAGCACAAUGCAGCCACGCUUUCCUCACUGUGGACUUUUGGUGUGGUUACACUUCUGUAAAAGUUUUUUAGAUUUAUGGGUGUGAAUGUUGCCUGCAUGUGUGGCACAUGUAUGCCCAGUGCCCACAGAGUUCAGAAGAGGGCAUUGAUUCCCUAGAGUUGCAGUUACAAGUGGCUGUGGGCCACCAUGUGUGUGCUGGGAACCGAACCCAGAUCUUCCACAAGAGCAGCAAAUACUCCUAACUUCUCAGCCAUUUCUCCAUCACUUUAAAUUUUUUUUAGUAGAAGAAAAAAUAGGAUAAUAUAAACAAUAUCAGUGUUUUCCACGUUCUUAGAGGUAAGUAUUAUUUUGAGGUAACUCUGUUUCACUUGUAAUCCAUGCAUGUAUAUCUACACGGACAUUUCAGUUGGGUGCAGUGCCAGCUCUGCUUUUAGUACUCUGAGGUUAGAAAGGCUUUCCAGGUCUAGGGUGUCACUGUCUAUGGGCUGCUGCUAGCCGGGACAGUAGCAACCUUCCAGUCACCUGUGCUCUGCAGUACUGGUUUGUACAUGUCCAGUUUGACUAGAGUUUGGUGGGGCGGGGGAGGUUGAUACAGGGUUUCUCUGUGUAACAGCUCUGUAAAAAAUUUUUUUAAUUUGUUUUUUCAUUACAUAUAUAGUGUUCUGCCUUCAAGCGUGCCUGCAUGCCAGAAGAGGGCACCAGAUCUCAUUUACAGAUGGUUGUGAGCCACCAUGUGGUUGCUGGGAAUUGAACUCAGGACCUCUGGGAGAGAGCAGCCAGUGCUCUUAACCUCUGAGCCAUCUCUCUAGCGCCCUAGAACUUUUUUUUUUUUUUUUUGUCAUGACUUUGUGUUUAAAUAGCAGUUGUGAUUCGUGGUUGUUUUCUCGGACCUCAUAAGUUUAGAAGAUGGUCGUCUGAGUAGAAUAGUGGACCUCACAGGUUUAGAAGAUGGUCUUCUGAGUAGAAUAGUGGCUCAGUUAGCAGGUAGAUAAUGGGGCUGAGUCAUUGAGGAUGAGUGAUAAAACUGUCACCAGGUUCCUUAGAAUCAACCCUGAUUGGGGACUUUUGUCUGUUGAUUGGUUGGGGCUUUUUGGGGCAUGAUCUCAAACUUAAUAUAUAGCCAAGGAUGACCUUGAGCUGAUCCCCACGCCCUCACCUCUAAAGUGCUGAGACACAGGUGUGUACCACCGCGUCCUGUUCUAAUUAUUGUUUAAUUCUAAAUAAACUGCAACGUUUAAGAAAAAUAGUGGUUUUGUAAUUCUUUAAUGUAUUUGCAGAAAAAAAUUGUGCUUUGUGAAAAUUGAGACAUGAAGUUUAAAGAGGCGUUUGAGGAGAAAAUCUUUGUUCCUUUUGAUUUUCCUAUCUUUGUUGGAAUUGGGCAGACCAAGGCUGCCGAGCUACCAGUUCUGUGACCUUAGACCUAUGCAGAGAUGGACCCCACCACAGCAGCCUUGGAAAAGGAACAUGAGGCGAUCACCAAAGUGAAGUAUGUAGACAAGAUCCACAUUGGGAACUACGAGAUCGAUGCCUGGUACUUCUCACCCUUCCCAGAAGACUACGGGAAGCAGCCCAAGCUUUGGCUCUGCGAGUACUGCCUCAAGUACAUGAAGUACGAGAAGAGCUACCGCUUCCACCUGGGCCAGUGUCAGUGGCGGCAGCCCCCAGGGAAGGAGAUCUACCGCAAAAGCAACAUCUCUGUGUAUGAAGUGGAUGGCAAAGACCACAAGAUAUAUUGUCAGAACCUGUGUCUGCUGGCCAAGCUUUUCCUGGACCACAAGACCUUGUAUUUUGAUGUGGAGCCCUUUGUCUUUUACAUUCUGACAGAAGUAGAUAGGCAAGGGGCCCACAUUGUCGGCUACUUUUCUAAGGAGAAGGAAUCCCCAGAUGGAAACAAUGUGGCCUGCAUCCUGACACUGCCCCCCUACCAGCGACGUGGCUAUGGAAAGUUUCUCAUUGCGUUCAGUUAUGAGCUCUCCAAGCUGGAGAGUACUGUAGGCUCUCCAGAGAAGCCACUGAGUGACCUGGGCAAACUCAGCUACCGAAGCUACUGGUCAUGGGUCUUGCUGGAGAUCCUACGAGACUUCCGGGGCACAUUGUCUAUCAAAGAUCUUAGCCAAAUGACCAGCAUCACCCAGAACGACAUCAUCAGCACCCUGCAGUCCCUCAACAUGGUCAAGUACUGGAAGGGCCAGCAUGUGAUCUGUGUCACCCCUAAGCUGGUAGAAGAACACCUCAAAAGUGCCCAGUAUAAGAAACCACCGAUCACAGUGGACUCUGUCUGCCUCAAGUGGGCACCCCCGAAGCACAAACAAGUCAAGCUUUCCAAGAAGUGAGUGGGCUGUUCCCUGCUUUGGAUCUGCGUUUCCUGUCGUUAACCUGUAAAUAUGUGUACGGACCUGUUUUGUGUCAUUUUUUUUUUUAAUAAAGUAAAGUCUGCUGGUGUGCUGGACUUUGGAGGUACAAAGGA